Dunckerocampus dactyliophorus (ringed pipefish) is the source of this 2398-nucleotide messenger RNA. RefSeq names its product solute carrier family 6 member 11b (gene slc6a11b). Gene Ontology annotation, biological process: sodium ion transmembrane transport. The transcript is spliced from 15 exons. The record is from RefSeq and is a predicted model, not a curated record. The coding region runs from base 430 to 2265 and encodes 611 amino acids. Gene Ontology annotation, cellular component: membrane. Lineage: Eukaryota; Metazoa; Chordata; Actinopteri; Syngnathiformes; Syngnathidae.
AGGAUACUUUCAACUGCAUCUUCCGCCAUAUUCCCUGUUCCUUCCACCCCAUCCCCAUCCUCCUCCUCCUCCUCCUCCUCCUCCUCCUCUCACCACAUGGCUUUUGUCCAAGUGAAGGCGCUUUGAGAGAGGCGCGCUCGAAGAGCAGGAGCACAGUCGCACAUGGUCCACCGCCUGGUGCGCAACACAUCCCUGUCACGUUUGGGAAUCUUUUGUAGAUGAGAUAUUCCACUUUGUGUUGAUCAUUCCUCUGCUCUCUGGUCUACCUCACUCCUUUCACUUGUGUUUUGUGAAGGUAUCAUCAUUGAGAGAGCUUCUGUUGCACCUGGGGCACUGCUUGGGAGGAGGGCUGCAAGGCUGCAUACAUUUUUUUUUUUAUAUUUAAAGUUAAUUUUGGUUGCUCGAGAUUCUGCGUAAAUCAGCAGCAGCAUGACAGCCGAGAAGAGCGGGCCGGUGAUAAACGGUAAACCGGAGGACAGUAGAGACACAGAGGGGUCCAGCUCCAGCCUGGACAACAGGGAGUACUAUGAGAGAGGCCAGUGGAACAACAAGAUUGAGUUUGUGCUGUCGGUGGCUGGAGAGAUCAUCGGGCUUGGCAACGUCUGGAGGUUUCCCUACCUCUGCUACAAGAAUGGAGGAGGUGCUUUCUUCGUACCGUAUGUCAUCUUCUUCGUGUGCUGCGGUAUACCCGUCUUUUUCCUGGAGACCGCCCUGGGCCAAUUUACCAGUGAGGGAGGCAUCACCUGCUGGAGGAAAGUCUGUCCCCUGUUUGAAGGCAUUGGCUAUGCGACUCAGGUGAUUGAAGCUCAUCUAAACGUCUACUAUGUAGUCAUCCUCGCCUGGGCCAUCUUCUACCUCUUUAACUGCUUCACCACGGAGCUGCCAUGGGCUGGCUGUGGCCACUACUGGAAUACAGAGAACUGUGUGGACUACUAUGGCGAGAAUGCCACCAACAUUACCAACCCCAAUGCAACGUCUCCUGUUAUUGAAUUUUGGGAACGGCGAGUAUUGAAGAUAUCAGAUGGUAUCGAACACAUGGGGGGGAUGCGCUGGGAGCUGGCCAUGUGUUUGGCCCUGGCCUGGUUUAUCUGCUACUUCUGCAUCUGGAAGGGACCCAAGUCGACCGGAAAGGUUGUGUACGUGACGGCCACAUUCCCAUACUUCAUGUUACUGAUUCUGCUGAUUAGAGGAGUAACGCUGCCUGGAGCUUACGAUGGCAUCAAGUUUUACCUCUACCCAGACAUCUCCCGUCUCUCCGACCCUCAGGUAUGGGUGGAUGCAGGAACCCAGAUCUUCUUCUCCUACGCCAUCUGCUUGGGCUGCCUCACUGCUCUUGGUAGUUAUAACGCCUACAACAACAACUGCUAUAGGGACUGCAUCAUGCUGUGCUGUCUGAACAGUGGCACCAGCUUUGUGGCAGGUUUCGCUAUUUUCUCAGUGCUGGGAUUCAUGGCCUACGAACAGAAUGUUCCCAUCGAGGCCGUGGCAGAAUCUGGUCCUGGUCUUGCAUUCAUCGCCUACCCAAAAGCUGUCACCAUGAUGCCUCUGUCUCCACUUUGGGCCUGUCUCUUCUUCAUGAUGCUCAUCUUUCUUGGACUGGACAGCCAGUUUGUGUGUGUGGAAAGCUUAGUGACGGCCGUGGUGGACAUGUACCCAGAAACCUUCAGGAGAGGCUACCGUAGAGAACUGCUGAUUCUCGGCAUGUCUAUCGCCUCUUUCCUCAUAGGACUCAUCAUGUGUACAGAGGGAGGGAUGUACGUCUUUCAGCUGUUCGACUCGUAUGCUGCCAGUGGCAUGUGCUUGCUGUUUGUGGCCAUCUUUGAGUCCAUAUGUAUCGGAUGGGUGUAUGGCAGCGACAGAUUCUACUUAAACAUUGAGGACAUGAUUGGUUACAAGCCUGUCUUCUUCAUCAAAUGGUGCUGGAUGAUCUUGACCCCGGGCAUCUGUGCUGGUAUUUUCCUGUUCUUCCUAAUCAAAUACAAGCCACUGAAGUACAACAACGUGUACACCUACCCUGAGUGGGGCUAUGGUAUCGGCUGGUUCAUGGCCAUGUCCUCUAUGGUGUGCAUCCCUCUGGGGAUAAUCUGGAUGAUCUGGAAGACUCCUGGCACCUUCUCUGAGAGAAUGAAGAAGUUGACGACGCCCAGCCCGGACCUGAAAAUGCGAGGAAAGUUCGCCGCUCUCAGUCCAUAUGCCGCCAAUGACGCUAAACUUAAGGUUGACGGGAAAAUAUCCACCGUCUCGGAGAAGGAAACGCAUUUCUAACUGACUUGUCUGACUGCCCGUGACGUCUGCCUCAAUUCUAUAUUCAACCCUUAAAAAAAGUGACAAACCUGCCAUUACAGAAAUAAGAAAUAAUUCAAAGGGUUAUUUUGAUUUUGUAAAAAAAAAAAGAAAA